Messenger RNA from Xyrichtys novacula (pearly razorfish), 15433 nucleotides. Lineage: Eukaryota; Metazoa; Chordata; Actinopteri; Labriformes; Labridae. The record is from the annotation of a GenBank genome assembly.
GAUUGGGGGGUGCGCGCUGUCAGAAUGUGCGCGGGCUUACGUAGGGACGUAGGAAGCGCGCGAAAGCUGUAGCAGGAAGUGAGAGUGGUUGAGGGGAAACGGCGGACAAACCGGGAUUUGAAUCUAUCAAACUACUUCCAUAAUCUACAAACAUCUACCUUACUAUGGCAGAUCCGAAGGUGAGGUCACUUGUUCUGUAUCAUCUGCUAUAUUAUACACGGUAUAAAAGCUAAAUUCGGUCACAAAUGUGUUUUUAUUUGUCAUAAUCUGUCAAAGUUUGCGAGGGAGAAAUGCCGACAAUGAUGUUGGCUUCGGUGAUGCUAGGGAGGAUGUAGACGGGUUGUAAAUGGUAAAAGAUAUCAUUAGGACCAAAGAUCUUUUUCAGAGUCGUACAGAAAUGUUGAUUAUUUGCUGAAAAUCGCUUUAGGUAAACACUGAGAAGCCGUAAAGCUCUGUGAAGUGUGCAGACAGUCAGCAUGUUAACAUUAGCAUCCUACUGAUCACUAGCUGCUCUGGAAGCCAUCCGGCUCAGCGCUCUUAUAUUUAAUAUAUUAUCACCUGCUGUCUGAGUAGGAAACAUCAUUCGCUUAGUGUUACCGGCUUAUUUGUGAAACCGGAUGAUAAAAGUGUCUCUUUGUCUUUGUUAGCCCAGGCGCAGCAGGUGCUAACACUUUAGCCUAGUGUUAGCUUUGUAACUGGACGCUGGAGUCAGUGACUGCGUGUUUUCUGACUCCUAGAAGAAACCGGCUCUCGUUGCGACUCAUACCAGCAAGCUUGAACGUAAUGUCGUAAAAUAAUAUGUGGGUGGAAUUUUGUCUGGUGCAUGUUCACGUUUUAUAGUAGUGUGAAAAUGAGAGGUUAGUUCCCGGCUAGCAUGGUAGUAACGGGCCUUAUCAACUAGCUGGGUUAUUUCACACGCAGUGAAUCGUUUCUAUCGAGACAAAGUUCAUUAACUAGUUGUGAACAUAAUCUACGUUAAACUCUCCGUGUCAGCACUAAGUUUCAGGUUUGAUCUCUUUGUAGUUGAUCCCCCUAUAAGCGCUAUGUUAGCGGAUUGUUAGUAGUUAAGCUAACUGAAGGCGCAAAGACUCCCCUGUUACUACUAUUGAUCUGUACGGUGGCCGAGAACAGCCACUGCUGCAAGUAAAAUAAAAAAAAAGAGCCCACAACAGAAGGUACUGAUGCAGAAAAAGAACCCAAAGCCCGCUGCAAGUAAAAAAAUAAAAGGUGCAGAUUUUAUAAAAAAGCCUCAAUAGAAGUUAACGACACCAAAAAAAUGUGUGGGUGCAAAAAAAUGAUAUAGAAAGUUACUUAUUGUGAAAAAUUAAAAAAGGUACAAAUAAUAAAAGCUUCAAUGGAAUGAUGAUGCGCCAGUGUUUUCCGAUCGAGGCUCAGAGGGCGAGCAAAGAAGUUGGUGGAAAGGUUAUUGUUUGAUUUUGCCACGUGUGCUUUUCAUUGUGUCAUUCGGUUAGGCUAUGUAGUGUCUUGAGUCGAUACGAAGUUGAACUGGAGGAUGCCAGUGUAGUGUUAGCUUCAACUUCACAUCGACUCAGGUGCAACAUGGCCUAACCAAAUGACACAUUAAAAAGUUUACGAAGCGAAAUUAAACCAACCUUUCCAUGUAGUUCUUUGCUUGUCUUUUCGCCGUCGUCUCCUGUGCCUAGAUCGUAAAACACCGGUGCAUCAUCAUUAUUGGUCCCCGGCAGCUCACUUCCGUUGUGGCUUUUUUUUAUUUUCACCCUUUUAUUUUCACAGUGAGUAACUUUUUUUCCCCCCAUCGCCACUUUUAUUUUAUUUUUAAUUAUCUACACCGUCGUCGCCCCCCCUCCCCCAUCGCCACUUUAAAAAAAAAAAAAUUAUUACCUCACUUUUUCUUUUAUUUGCAGCGGGCUUUGGUUUCUUUCUUUCUUUUUUUUUUUGCAUCAGUAACUUCCAUUGGGACUCCUUUUUUAUUUGCAUCUUUUUAUUUUCACAGUGAGUGACACCCCCCCAUCGCCACUUUUUAAAAAAUUAUCAUUAUUAUCUGCACCAUUUCUCUUUUUAUUUGCAGCAGGCUUUAUUUAUUUAUUUAUUUAUUUUUUAACUCUUAUCAUUUAUUUAUUUAUUUGUAUCAUUAACUCCGGUUGUGACUUCUUUCUUUUUUUUUUGCGUUCUUUUUUUAUUUCAGCAGUCUCGGUUCUCGGCCACCGUAGCUCUGUGAUGCUAAUCAAAAGAUACUAACCUUGAAGUGAUGCCAAAUCAGUUCCCUGUCCUCCAAAUUAAACUGAAUAUGGCUUAAGAAUUCAGACGACGCCUUGUCACAGGUUUUCCACCAAAAUGUACAAAAACAUAAAUUAGCAGCCUUUGUCCUCAGUUUUCUGUUAGGGUUUUCCACGACCCGAUAGUUCUAUACAUUUACUCCUAACACAUCUCCAUGAGAGGUCCCACCCCGAACAGAACUAAAGAUGCUUUGCUCAGCAACUACCAGAGGCUUUGUGAGUUCCUGUAACAAAAGCUUUACUUAACCAGUGAGCUCUUAAAUCCCCCCCAUUCAUGCACUCACGGCCUGUUGUUCAGGUGGUAAAAGUCACUUUGUGACAGUAAAGUCUGAUGUAUACUUUUGCGUCGAAUAAGUACCUUUGCAAAGGCCUGAGUAUGCAGCAGGAGGUGAAUCACCUUAACCAGUGCGCAUCCAAAAUACAGUGAGAGGGUCUGCUGGGAAGUAAAGACUAUCACUUGCACUUAAACGACUUACGAUCUCCUACGAUGUCUCCUUUCUCUUAACUUUGCAGUAUGGUCAACAAAACUAGAAAGGAAGAGUAAAAGGCAGAGUAAUUCAGCAGUACUAAAACUAAACACCAGUGUACAAAUAGCGCUCAUGACUGCACAGGCCAUACAGUGUAGUCAUGAGCACAAGUAUUAACCAGGCUUGAGUUUUGAGGCCUGUACUGUACUGUUUCAAAUGUCACGGUCAAAUAAUCAUACAUUUUAUGCUUUGAGUUAACUUAUCCACUGCUUCCCGCAGGACCAGGAAGACCAUGACACUUCUGCAGAUAACGCAGACGACUCUAACCAUGACCCCCACUUUGAGCCCAUCGUGUCUCUUCCUGAGCAGGAUGUAAAAACAUUAGAGGAGGAUGAGGAGGAGCUCUUCAAAAUGUGAGUGGCUUUUCAAUACCUCUUUGUUCACCGGAGUGUUAGUUUUGACCAGUGUCAUAAUAACAAUAUAAAGUUAAUGAAGUAAUUUGUUUAUUCCCCAGGAGGGCCAAGCUUUAUCGUUUUGCCUCUGAGAACGACCCGCCAGAGUGGAAGGAGAGAGGGACAGGUGACAUCAAGCUUCUGAAACACAAAGAGAAAGGCACAAUCCGUGUACUGAUGAGGAGAGACCGGACUUUGAAGAUAUGCGCCAACCAUCACAGUGAGUCAGGGUGAUAAAUGGGAUUCAGAUGCAUCCUAAAAUAAUGACUCAUUUUAGUACUAUAGAGUACUACAGGAUGAGUGUGUGGAAUAAGUGCAUGUUUUUUUUUCACCUUUUUCCCCCCAAGCCCAUCUGCUUAAACCUUGUAUUCCUCACACUUACAUGAGCACCUAAUCUUCUGAGAUAGCCUUCUUAUCAGUACUGCUGAACUGUAAUGAACAUGAACUGCAGGUUUCGAUAAGAGGAACAUAUACUUAAAGAAAACACUAAUAACAGCCCAUCUUUUAAUUCAUCAGCUGAAAUAUAUGUGUGCAUGUCUCUGUCUCUGCCCUCGUAUUAACUUUGUCCCCAUUUCCUGAACUACAGUUAUUUCUACGAUGGAGCUGAAGCCCAAUGCUGGCAGUGACAGGGCGUGGGUGUGGAGCACACCAGCAGAUUAUGCUGACGAAUGCCCCAAACCUGAACUCCUGGCAGUACGCUUUUUAAAUGCAGAAAGUGAGUAUUUAUACAUUUAAUCCGCAAUUACACUUGAAAGGUGCCGUGAGCGGCGUUUUAAUUUAUGUUUCGAUGACUCUGAUGUGAGCUGCAGCUGUAAGUCUAUUUUCUGCAUCUGAACUGUGGACAGAAUCCAGCAGCUGAUUUCUCAUCAGUUGAUCUUUUAUCCUCAUUUGUCAUUGCACGCUGAUUUAGCAGCUUCAUACAACAGCGUGGUGAUUUUAACACACUCUGUUCUUUCUGCAGAUGCUCAGAAGUUUAGGGCAAAGUUUGAUGAGUGCAAGGAGGAGGUCAGAAAAAAACUUGAGGGAACAGGUAUGAAACUCUUUUAAAUAUUGUAUUUUUUAAAUGAAAUGUGACUAUAAAUGUGCACUGUUGUAGGGGUUUUAUUGUUAGAAGUAAUGAUCCUUUAUUACAUUACAGGAUGCCUGCAGUCAUUAUCUUUAGAGCCCUGUGACAUACUGAUUUGUAAGCUUGAAUGAUGCCCUCUUAGACCCGUUUAAACAGCUGUUAUGUGAGCAGAUUCAUGAGCCCGCAGACACACUCUGUUCUCCGCUGCUUCCUCCAGCCUUGGACUUUUUCUGUCUGCAACAUGACCAUGCAGAAUGUAACACUUAACUGGCUUUAUGAAAGGCUGGUGAGAUUAUGUUCUGCUACAAGAGCUCAUUUUACGGUGAACAUUUUCAGGCGUUUUAUAACUGCUGUAAUAAAAACAGAAUCUGGAGUAGACCUAAAGUUUUAUCUGAGACAGUUGUACGAACAUGUCAUUAACUUCAUGUUUUACGUUUUUGCUCCAGGCAACACUGAUAGCGCAAACAAAGUUGCUGAGAAGCUGGAGGAACUCUCAGUAAAAGACAAGGCUUCAGAAGCAAAGAAGGAAGGGGGCAAAAAGGAGACUGAGAAGAAAGAAGAUGAGAAAAAGGAGGUGAAGGCUGAGGAGAAGAAUUGAGAACCAAGAACUUGCUUUGCUGAUCUUCAAAUUAUCAGUUUUUCCUCUUUUUCUACAAUAGACUCUAAAUGAACUGAAUUUGGACACUUGCAUAUUAUUAGUUGUUUUUUUUUAUUAUUAUUAUUAUCUGUUUUGCCUCAAGAUCACAAGUCCUUGACGCCACUGGGGGGGAACAAUAGGAGAUAGUGAAUUACCGAAACAAAGAAGCCCUUUCCAUGCCAGCUCUCCCCCUCUGCACCGUGGAACACCACGCUUACUGUCAUUGUCAUCAUAACUGCUGACAAACUGUGAAAAGAGGCUUGUGAUAGUGAUAAUUCCCACAUUGGGCUAACUUUUUGUUUUGUUAUUCUGAAGCAGAGUUUGUUUGUAGGGGGAGAGGAUAAUGUAGCCUGCUUUUCAGCAGCACAGGGUCAGGGACCAGGCAUUAUUAUGGAGGUGCAUUUUCAGUCUAAAAUACCAUUAUGCACUAUGUCCACUGUCCAUGCUUCCACUGUUACAAAGAGCAAGUUAGGCGAAGAUAUUUUUUCCAGUGGAUGCUUUGUAGAAAUAGUGUCUUUGGUCAGUUCUGUCGGGAACUGACCGGAAGAGGAAUCCACUCCGGACAGUUUAGGGCCAUCAGAUUCACGCUGCGGAUUGCGGCCAACACUGAUAGCGGGCUGAUAGGAGAUCAGAUGCACUUAGCUAAGCAUUUCUUUUUCUUUCUUUUUAUUUUAAAAAUCUGAAACCAUCGAAACUCCAAAGUCAACGGUUCGGCAGAGUUUGGCGCAGCUACGCUCUGACUCAAGUUCCUCACCGUGAAAUCAAGUUUCUGUACAUCUUAACAUUCCCAAACUUAAAAGCAUGUAAGGUUUAUGUAACAGAGUGUGCCCUACCUGACCUGUGUGCUCACCGCCCUCUCCUUUUCUUUCCACUAAUUGAGUUCUUAACCUUGCCUCUAAAGCGCAUCUAAGUGCCAGUGCAUCUGUAAAUACAUGUAUGUGGGAGAAAUGUUACUUUUCAUUUGCACUCAAAUGAUUUGAAAUGUUUCCUCCACCUUCGAAUAAAAGCUGUCAAAGACCACACAUUUGCAUUCAUGAAAAAUUUUACUUGUGUCCUUGGACAGCUGCUGGAGAAAUGUGCGCUUCAAUAAAUAAAACUUUAUUUAGAUACCACGAGUCCAUGUCUCAAGACACUGAGCUUUAAAGAGUAGGUCUAGAGUCUUUUAUGUUGCUUUAGUUUGGGGUUGUGGGAAAAACUCAAUAACUACAGAUCCUGUAACUUUUAAUAACUUUUGAUCAAGGCAGCACUUUUAAAAUUAACCUCAAUAUUACCAUUUGAAACAAACACAUCGCUAAAGUUUGGAUUUACCAAUAAAAGUAUUUUGUGUUACUAAGCAACGCCUUCUUACUUAGCAUGUGUGCAUUUGAAUGUUAGAAUGGAGACCAGGGUACGAGAGUCAUGCUUUUAUACUAUUGUGAUGUAGCUCAAAGUGGCUAUUAACUACUAAAAUUAUUUGAAAUUCAGGAGAGAGAUGUUGCAAACAGGUGUGAAAAACUGAACAGCAAAUAGACACAAAACCAGCGAGUUUGAGCCAACAUACUCUUAAAUUCAUCUGUGAGGUAGCAAAUACACAGGCUUCAUAUUAAUGUUGUUUUUCACUUCUAUACAACAUAUAUGUAACUCGAUGUUAAUGUGCAGGUGAACAAAAACAUAACAAUAACUAGAAGAGUCUGAAACUUUUAUUUACUCUUCUCAGGUUGAUGGGAAAUAAUUGAGCAACGGCAUGGAAGUUAUGCAUGUCCUGUGUGAACAUAAGCACAAUGCAUGCCAGACUUGGACUAACUGAGUUAGAAGCACGUCAAAAACACUCAACCCAACCCAAAAAACCCUUGAAAUUUUGCGCGUGACUCCACCUCCUGGUUCGUCAUGUCCUCUUUUUGGGGAUCCAGAAUAUGGUCACCCUAAUUUGACUUAAUACCGACUGAAGUAAACGCUGUACAAAUAGCUUGUCAUUUGAUUAUUUUUAGACUUCUGUUAUCAGAGACUCAAUGAAAUUUUAAGUUAAUGGUAAAAACCCAUAGUCUACUUUUUUUUUAAAUCAAAGAAAGGCACCGAUAAGGGAAUCAUUAAAGAAUUAAAUCGAUAAGCAGAAUCGAUAAUGGCAUCGAUAUUGAUAAAAUCUGAACAGUUCCCAUCCCUAGUGCACAUUAAUCUGCUUCCUGUCCGACCUCAAAAAAACGAAAUACCGCCACGCCACGUUUUCAUGCCAGUGUUAUCGGCGAUGUCAUCAUUUGUUGAGCCUUCGUCUGCAUUUCUGCCGGAGGGUAGCACUCAUUUUCUUUUUUCACAGGCUUCAUAUUAAUGUUGUUUUUCACUUCUAUACAACGUAUAUAUAUAUAUAACUCGAUGUUAAUGUGCAGGUGAACAAAAACAAGUCACAAUUACUAGAAGAGUCUGAAACUUUUAUUUACUCUUCUCAGGUCGAUGGGAAAUAAUUCCUCUUCACAAAAAUAGGAACGCAUGUACAUUUAUAGCAUAUUCUAUCAUUUUCAUACAUAUUGAUUUUUUUUAUUUUUUAUUAGAGAGUCAGAAAACAACAUCAGCUCAUGGCUGAUUGAACAGAUUCUUUGCUGACUGUCAGGAAUGAUCCCUGACCUGCAGUGACGUCCAUCCCCUAAAAAAGAACAUUGGACUAUAAUGGCAGUCAUCUUAAAGAGGAAUGACAUCGAUACUGUUUUUGACAUGUGGUCAAAUGAGGGUCUGACAGUCCGGCUAAUACCAGGCAACUUAGCAGCUAAUGGUCGAUCAGGUGUUUCAAGAUGAUCCAGUUAGUUGCACCAUUUAUACUCAGAUACAUCAAGUUCUUCGAAAAGUAGCCCUGUAUACCACAGUGCCACCUACAGAGCAGCCUUUGUAACCGAACAUACUGUUUUCAUGCUAAGGCAGCUGGGUGAGACUUUCAGAUUGGGAUCGUAUUAGCCACAGGGUUGUAAACAGCCAACCUUGUCAGAGAGCGAGAGUCUCUACCGUCUCUACUACCACAGCUACCAUCUUUAGUCUGAGUUCUGGAGAAAGGAAUCUAUGAAUGAAGCAGAGACGGAAACAGGAAAUAUCCUUAUGAGGAGACUAAUCUUCUUGUGCCUUUCUUCCAGAACUUUUUGAUAGUUUACUUUUUUUAUCCAGCCCGACUUGCCUUCAAGUGUCACUUCUAUGUUCAAAACAAAACACCAGCAGUCAUAUGUUUUACCUUCAUGCACAACCGUGUUUCUUAAGAGCCUCUUAACAGGAUGAAAAAAAUCCCCACAUGUCCUAUUAAACUGGCUUCAUCUCAUAAAACACAAGCUUUUCUCUCAAAAGGCCACAAUGGUUAAAUCUUUACGUUAAUAUCUACCUCUUUACAGAAACGUAAACUUCUGGCUUUGAUUUACGACAGAGGGUUAGAGGGAGAUUUUGAGACUUCAUUUCAGUAUUAAUUUACAAGAAUAAAAAAAUCACAAAUUAAAAGUAAAAUUGUGAGAGAAAGGAAAUAAAUUUACAAGAUUAAAACUAUAAUGUUAUGAUAUAGAAGUCAUGAUUAGAAAGGAUGCUUAGCCGAUACUAAAAAAACAUAAAGGGGAAAGAAAUAAAAGAGGCUGCUGUAAAAUGAGGAACGUGGAUCAUCUUUAAGUGUUUUACAAGCAGAGGUUUCAGAGAUGUCCCCUUCAUCUUCAUAGACUUAGUGUCUUACACAAUUUAUUCACAUCCCUGGUGCUUUAGUUAUUCAUGAAACUAAACUAUAGCUUUUAAAAGAUGCUCCAAGUUCCUUGUUUUAGAGCAGCUUGCUAUCGCUUCUUCUGAUCUCUGUUUAAAUAUUAUAGGAGCUAACCAAAGACUAAAAUUGUGACUUUUUCCUCAUGAAAUUCUUGUAAAUUAAUGACCUUAUUCUCAAAAUCUUUUUUUAUAAUAUGGCCACAUUACUCUGUCUUACCUAUAAUACUCAGAUGGUGCCAAGUAUAAGUAAAAAACCUCUCCAUUUUUAUGUUCAGAAGUAAUUCAUGUAACAAGACUGAAAAUUAACUGCAAAACAAGCUCAAUUUUAACCCUCUGAGUGAGACAAUACUAAAGCUGUACCAGACAGCUGCUGCAAUUUGAUUGAAUUAUCAUUUUUAUGAUAUCACUGCAACAUCAUACCAACUCAUUUACUUACUGCAGAUGAGAAAUCGAGAAAUGUGAAGCCACCUCCACCUCUGAAAUCUCAAUUCAGCUUCGACUUCAAUCUCAGUCCUUGACUUGUGUGCAGCAUGGGUGACGUGUCUGUAUACAAGUCUAAGAUAUCAUCUUUGCCGCGUCACCUCCUCACUUCACACAUCUUUGAAUAACAAACAUUUUCCACACUGCAAAUUAGAAUAAACCGUUUUUCACUUGAUGGAGCUAAACCAUGAUCACAAUCUCAUUCAUGUACUUGAAUUUAUAAUUUAUCAACCAAACACUCCACUCAAAGUGAAACAUCCAUUCCAGGCUUCAUAAUGAGUAUAAAAAAAAGAUGUAUCAAACAUAUCUUUUAAAGGUUGGGUAUAUAAAAAAGGAAAAACAAAGACAUUUAUCUUCGUUUCUCUACAUGGGACAGGCUUCUUUCGCUUCACCUUUCCGUUUCUAUGAUAUAACACAAACAUAACUUACAUAUUAAAAAAAAAUCAUUAUUCUGUUUUGGAAAAAAAAAAGAAAGAAAGAGAAACACGUGAACAAAAAAGGCCGGACUCGUUCUGGACUUGGUGAGAGCCAUGAGGAUGAGGUAUAAUGACCUUUAAGAGUGAUAUAAAUGACCAGCACACCUCAUGUGGAAACAACCAAACUGAGUGAUGAAGAUUAAAACAAGAGCAAAGCUGUUUUCUUGAGGGAGACAUUCAUAUGUAAUCAUUAGCUUUAAAUCACCUACCAUCACUCCUGGUUGUGUUUAUUCCUGAGGGUUAUUUUUCUGUCUUAGUCGAUAUUUGAGUGUAUUCACUUCUUAUUAUAAGCUGUAACCACCGGACAUAACAUAAUGAUUCACCCUCGACUUUCCCGUCUGCCCGCUUCUUCGCUCUCACUUUGCCUGACCAGCAUUUGCAGAUGGUGCUAAUCUGCUUUAUCAGUCUUACAUUAUAUUUUCAAAUCUGUACAACUUCACCGACUGUGUGCUGAAACAGUGUAAUGUAAUGUAGAGCACCUUGACUUCUUGAGGUGAGUGAAUUCAAUCUUCAAACUUCAAUCUUCCAGCGCUCCCUGGAUUGAAGUUUUGGCGGGAACAACGGCAUGACCACAGCUGAUAAACAACAGUGAGUAUUUUUGACAAUCUGUUGAACGGCCACAAAAUGUUAACAACAAGACACUCUUCACACAUAUCAACUCAAAACCAACCCCUCCUGUACAAACACACACAGGUAUUUGGCUGUCAAAGCAGACAGAUCCUCUGAUUGGACGUUAACCCCAAUAAAGGAAGUGCUUUGUGCACCUGAUUGGCUGUAAUCUCGACUUUUAAAAAUUACAGCACGGAGAGAAUCUCUUUGUAGCAGGAUGGUCGUCGUCGUUGGAUGUGGAUGCAGCGUCCCUUUUCACACUGAUAUCUCAUACGUGGUGCCUCCCACGCCUGUCACUUUUUUGACGUUACUAUGGCGACUGGGGCUCAUGGUGGCACCUUGGGCACUGGGGUGGCAGUCCAUUUGCCCGUUAACUUUCAUGGCCUCUCUGAGAGAAGAGAGAAGAAUGAAGAAUUACUCGACAGGAAGAGGAAAAACACGACAGCAGCGGUUCCAGUCACAUGCAGGUGAGAUUCGAGGAGGUUAAAAAAAGACAAAAAAAUGAUGACUUAAAGAUAGGGCUGCACAAUUAUUGACAUAUUCAUAUUUAAGACAAUUAUCAUUAAUUAUGUAGAAUAUUUUCAUGUAGUGGUGCCAAAAAAUAAAGGACCUGAAAUUGCACAUUUUUCACAGAGGGAAUAUACCACUCAGCCUUUCAGUCUUCACCCAUUUUAAUUGUUUGCUCACUCUUUCCCUCUGCUUUACUAACACACAUCUGCUUCUACACUCUGAGACACAUACUGGUAAAGAAAAGGAGAGACGAGGCAGGAGAAGCACACAUUUAUAACAUCAGUAGUUACCUUUAAUUGAAAAAUCGUAAUCAGAAUUAAAAUUCGAUUAACUGUGCAGCCCUACUCGAAUGUGUUUGUUAGUCAAACAAACUGCUUUAAAGGUUAACAUAAAGGGAAAAAGCAUGCAAAAGAAAAGGAGGUUAGAGGAGUCACGACUUUAUUCACCCGACACUCAUGAAAUGAUACAAAAAUGAUAUUUUUCUAGAAAGGCAAACAAACAAAACAGAACAGAACAUGUAGAAUCCACAUCAGACAUUACUUUAUGGGUAAUGAGACAUUACAGAUAUUGUUCAUCAUGCUACACUUUGCCUUUGGACUAGUACACGUCAGUGCUCAUGCAGUGCUGUUGCAGUCCACAUAAAGGUGCAGGUUUAUUGGUGGGAGUGCAUUUAGUUCCCAUCAGUCCCUGUUCAGUACAAAGCAUGCAGUCCCUCAGGGUGGGUAACAUUAAGAUUCAUACCUUGGGCCCCCCAGACGAGGUGAGUCUGUCCUCUCGUGGGCAUUCAUGUAGGAGAGUUUCUGGUGGGAGUAGGAGGGGGAUCGGGGCAUGGCAGGGGAGUGGGGCUGGUGGACCGGGGAGCGAUAGGGGCCAUCUGGGCAGGUAGCCCUGCUGUGGCUGCUGUUGGAGCUACUGUGAUCAGUGUGCAGGGAGGUGGAUGAAGUCCUGGGGGCGCGGCCCAGCGUGGACCCAGCGUGGCGCAACACGGGCGUCCGUUGCCCGUAGGUUAGCCCAACCCCCAUGAGGUUGUCUCUGGAGCCUCCGUAGGCAGGAGGUGUUGGGCCUCUAGAAACAGGGCAACGUGGCCCAUCUGGGUAGCAAGCGUUGUGGGACAGGCCAUAGCCCCCGUCAAAAACGCCAGAGUCCUGGGCGUAGAUAUGGGUCUGGGAGCGCCCACGCAGCAUCUGCCGCUUCUCCCUCUCCUCCAGCUCUUUGCGCUCCUGGAUGGAGGCCAUGAUGGUCUGGGAGAGGUUGUCGUAGCGCACAGGAGAUGGGUCCCUUUCCCUCAGGUGAGGGGAGUGCCUGCCCAUCCCUCUAGGUGGCAGCACUGGACUAUAGGUUGGGGCAACCUGCUGCCUCUGCAUUUCAGGCUCCCGGAUGUGGCACAUUUUGGUGGGCAGGUAGGGCGAGUGGAAGCCCAUGGAAGGCAUAGCACGAUGGGCCAUGCACUCGCUGGCAGUGGCAGGGGAGAUGCUGGGGUUGAGCAGGCUGUCAUAAGACAGGCUGCCGUUCCGGUUGGAGAGUGUGUUGGGGGAGAAAACACUCUUGUAAGGGGUGGAGGUGACCGUCUGUGGCUGCAGAGCUGAGAGCUGGCCUUUCUCAGGCCGGUGGUGACCUUGCUUCAGGCUGAGAGAGCGGGAGCCGAUGGGGUCAGAGUCCAGCUGGAGUGGAGAGGACUGGAAGGUGCGGUGGAGGGGAGCGUUGGUGUAUUCAGGCAUGUCCAAGUUUGGCUCGGAUCGGUAGUCAUGACUACGGACACCCUCUUCUAAGAUGGCUGAGGUCUUCAGGUCAUCUGCCAUGACAAUCUAAAGAGCAGAAUAACAGAUGUGAAUUUAGAGGAAAUAAAGGUGUAAAUACUCACCCUAAAUCAAACACCCUGAGUGUCACGUAUCAUAUCAUCAAGAUCCAAACUGAUCCUGUCUUACCUUCUCUCCGGCGGUGUGGUAGUGGACUUUAGGCAUGGUGCCAAAGGAUGGCCUGUAUUUGUACAUGGCUGGAGUGGACGGGUGGGUCUUACCAGAGAGAGAACUCUCUAAAACAGACAGAGAGAAACAAAGCCCAGUCUGUUAAGGAAAUAAAAAGAGACAUCUUUUUCCAGCUCUGCUUGAAAUUUAAAGCAAAACCCCAGGCUGAAAUGUAUUUUCAAAGUUAAGAGUCUAGAGGGACUAAAUUCUUGAAUUUUGCAGCAUCACCACCCCUGCAGAAUAACAGAAGUAUCCUUAUGUUCCACAAAAGCCCACUGCCAGUCUCUUGUUGCCAGCUUUAUCAUUGAGCCAAACCUGAAACCCCAAGGUGCUGUUUAUCAGGUAAGUCCCUGCUCAGUGCCUCCUAAAUAUCUCCAAGGAAUAUGUAAAAUUCAUUCUGUUUGGUUUCUUUGCUUAUGAGACAGAAUCCAUUCAGAGCUGCAGUACCUCAAAGAUCCACCAGGCAGCAGUAGUGCUCCUCAGAAAAACAGAAAAGGUUCACUCCCAGAUAAAACUGUCAAUGAGGCUUUGGAAGGACCCUCCUGUUUAAGGUUUCCAUUAUCUAUCACAUACAUUUAAUUCGAGAGAAUUCAACACUGAAAACACUGUCAGACACUCUUGGCGGCUACACUCUGAAACCAGGACUACGUCAGCUGCUGUCUCAGUUCCUUAUAGAAAGAGGUGACUCCCAAAUGCAGUCCAUCAUUUUUAGAUUAUCUUGACUCGAGACAAUAUUGUUUUCCCUCGAUUUCAGCGAGCUUUGUUGCAACAUGCCAUCAAAAAAACAGGUGAUGAUUCAUGUUGCAGUGAUUCACUCAGAAAUCUCUCUAUUGUGCCACAAAUCUGGUGCUGAUUCAGUGAACAGGGUUUGUCUCCUUGCAGCAAAUCAGGACUCUUUUUCAGCCCUGCAUACAUAUAAAGUCAUUGACCUGACACUGAAACGGACAUUUAUCACGCUGAACUGGCACCAAGUCCCAUCCUGGGACACGGUGAGUUUGGGGGGAUGAGUUUUUUUCCCCGCACAGCCAGAGGUGAAGGAAAUGAGAUUAAGGAUGACUGCUGGGAGAUUUGUUUGUGUACCUAAGGAAUCCUACAUUUCUUACCUUCACUGGAGGUCAGCUGGUUUUUCAGCUGGUUGUACCUGUCGGCUUUAGGCGGCAGCGGUGGUUGGGUUUCUUUUUCAUCCAGGCCAUCCAGGCUGCUUUUGGACUAGAGGGAGAAGAGCAGGGUGUUAAACUCGUCCAAAAAAACCAAAACAGGUGGGUGGACAGCAGAGGAGAUAGAGCAGAGCAUGUGUUGGUGCUGGGGAUGAACCAACACUGCUCUCACAGAUGGUCAUAGUAAAGCUGCACCAGGCAAAGCUUGUGUUUAAUCUAGUCAAUGGCUGAUGGAAGGAGGAGCAGUGAAAGGAAACCAUCUCAGAGUUGUGUUUACAGUUUAUGUCUAAUGAGUCUCGGACUAAUUUUGGUUUUGCACCAGCGCUUUUGGAGCUGUACACUAUUUUUCCUAUAGUUUUCUAUCUUCUUAACCUGGUUCCUACAUUACCCACAAUGCAAUCUAAAAAUACUUCAUUUGGAGACUCAGGUGUGGCACACUUGUUUGGCCUGAUCCCAAUCCCCACCUUUGGCCUGAGCACUAAACCCAGUUGGAUUUGUCAGACAUGCUUUGUGUGAGAGAGCAAGAAUCCAUGAGGGCUUGAAAUGCUCUAAAGUGGGGUAUGCUACUGUGACAAAACCCUGCAAGAAGAUUUUUGUAGUCCAUGAAUUACAGGACAUUUGGUAAGUGCAAACAAAAUUCUGACAUUUUACAUUUUCAACUUUGAGUGCAAACUAUUUGUCCACUUUUAAGGAUUGGAUUGGACUCUCAUGUUUGCAGUGAACUUCUGCAUCAGUGUGCUCAGAGGGAGCUUCAGGGGGAGGGUGUCCUCUUGGGUGCCUCUGUCUCAUUGGAGUCAUGAACACACAGUCUUUUCUGGGAGUCCCUGAGCUCCAUCAUGCCGUAGGUUCCUCUGGAUCCCUGCAGCAGACUUUAUGCUACCAUGAACCUGUCUGCUUUCCAGCUCUGUCCAUCUCUCUUUCUGCAUCUCCUUCUUUCCAGAUCUAAAGAGUGACAUUUUUAAUUUAGAACAACGUCAAUGUCCAGUCAAUUCUUGCAGUGUGUUAUAAUUAAAUCCACAAAGUCUUGAGAUCUUUGCAUCCCGAGUGGGUUCCCUGUAAGCCUGCAGAACGUCAGCUUGGGCCCCUUGAGGUCUGGACAAAUGAAGGGUUUGGACUGGUCUCAAUUCUUGCAGACUUCCUGUGAACUCACCCGCAAAGUCUGAGAGUCUGAAAGACCAGAAAAGUCCAGACAUCUGAAUUUAGCGAGAGAUGAGGCGUGAUCGGCAGGUCUGAUGUGCUCGUCUCUUUUUGUCAUUCUUCUCCCACACAUACAGUAAGGCAGCCUUCAGCUUUUCCCCACAUGUGCCACACACACUUUCUUCUCGAUGUCAUUUAAUUUUCUCAGGAUCCGACAUUGUCUGGGAGCAUUCCCAGCUAGAGGAAAAUAAUUGAAUCUCUGGGGUUAUUUUAGGGAACAGGAUACUACUCAUCACUGGGGCCUCACUUUGAGCUCGAGACUAAUGAAAAGACAGUAUUUUAAAGAUCCAGACCAUCUCCAUCAGGCCUUUAAGGACCAUAAAUUAUAAUUUCAUGCUAAAUGACAUGAACGGGAGCCAAAGGCUGCAUAUCUUUGAGUGAAUCAUUCAGCUUUUGUCUGUAACAGUAUGCUUCUGUCUGUCUAUCUGACAGUAGGCAUGUUUCCACUCUUUUACUAUGAACACUGCCUC